AUGCCUACCACUCCACAAGUUUACGAAAUCUUCCACUGCAAUCGAUGGAGAGAAGCAGCAAAAGUCGAGAUCACACAUUACGACGCUGUCAAAGGAACAGCUGAGUCGUACUUGGCACAUCUGCGACCAAAUAUCCCAGUGUUAUGGAAGUUUUUUACACUCACUCUAAGUUCCAUAACAGUGCCACCAAUUCCACCCUUUAAUUCGCCAUUCGUUACGGAUGGAAACCACACGACCAUUUGGCACUCAAACAGAAAACCUGCCCUGCAGUGUCCGAAUCACACGACAGCGAUGAACCUCGACUGCGACAUUGCAGAAGACUGUACAUGCUAUCCGGCCGAGACCCAAGCCAACUGUAAAUGCAGACAAGUUGAUAUCUCCUCAUGGUUUGACAACAUACAACAUCGUCUCCCGGUAGUUUUACCGCCAGUAACAUUCCGACAAACUCGAGAAGGACAAGUUCAAGCCACAAUAUCAAGCAUGACUAGGGGGGCGGUCGUUAGGUACCCACAGCCGCCGCGACAGCCGAUCAUUAGGGAAAAAGAUUGGCAACGGCGAUCGUUAAUUGCGCUGCGCAAUGUCAGCAGAGCACUGCGCUGCGUUUGCCUCAUGCCCCGCACAUCACAUCCUUCAUCAACGACUCUCAUCGUCUAA
Messenger RNA from Necator americanus (New World hookworm), 654 nucleotides. RefSeq lists its product as uncharacterized. NCBI's taxonomy places the organism in Eukaryota, Metazoa, Nematoda, Chromadorea, Rhabditida, Ancylostomatidae. The record is from RefSeq and is a predicted model, not a curated record. Bases 1 to 654 code for a protein of 217 amino acids. The transcript has a single exon.